AUGCCGUCACUCAAGCUGGUCGCUGCCGCAGUGUGUGGCUUUGCAACUACUGCUCUUGCCCACGGUCUUGUCUCAGGAUUCGUUACGGAUGGCAAGUACAACCAAGGCUACAUCUUGGAUUACUACUACCUCGUGAAGAAUGGAGGUACUCUCCCUGCGAUCGCCGGAUGGUACGAGGAAGCUCUUGACCUCGGCUUCGUACAGCCCAACAACUUCGGAACACAAGACAUCAACUGCCACAUAAACUCUGCUCCAGGCAGCAUCGCUGGCACCGUGAGCGCCGGCGGUACUAUCGAGUUCCAGUGGACCACGUGGCCCCAUGGCCUGGGUCCGAUGCUGACCUACAUCGCGCCCUACAGCGGCUCGCCCUCGUCCAUCGACAAGUCCAAGCUCCUCUGGACCAAAAUCGACGAGGCCGGCAUCAACUAUAGCACCCAGGUCUGGGCAGCGCAGGAGAUGAUCGACAACAACAACACGUGGACCAUCACCGUGCCCAAGACGCUCAAGGCCGGCACGUACGUCUUCCGCCACGAGACCAUCGCUGCCCACGGCGCGGGAUCUGCCAACGGCGCACAGGCGUAUCCUUUCUGCAUCAACAUUCAGGUGACCGGCUCGGGCACUUCUGUUCCAUCGGGGGGCACCCUCGGUGUGAACCUGUACAAGGCCACCGACCCCGGUAUCCUGUUCAACCCCUACACCACCAUUACCAGCUACACGAUCCCGGGACCGGCGCUCUGGACUGGUUGA
Diaporthe amygdali is the source of this 747-nucleotide messenger RNA. Its product is annotated as glycosyl hydrolase family 61. The transcript is spliced from 3 exons. The record is from RefSeq and is a predicted model, not a curated record. Bases 1 to 747 code for a protein of 248 amino acids. NCBI's taxonomy places the organism in Eukaryota, Fungi, Ascomycota, Sordariomycetes, Diaporthales, Diaporthaceae.